AGAGAGUUUCUCAGAAUAGGAGAUUUGAAAAAAAACCACAAAUUAUUUCAUGGGUGGAGAUGAAGACCUUGAUGAAGAAGAGGUUUGUCUCGCAGUGGAACUUCCAAAACUAAAACCAGAAGCAGCAACAAAGCUUACUACUUUAGAUCAGCCUGCCUAUUGGUUUGAAUUGCCAUUAAAACCGGCUGAGAGAAGAUCUGUGGUUCCUGUUCUAUCAUUGAAACAAGAGGAGGAAAAGCUGCAAGCUUCUAUAUUAGCUUCUCCAAUAAAACAGAUUGAGGAGAGUCAUAAAACUGAACCAGAACCAACAACUCUUUGUUUAAAACUAGAGGAGGAGGCAGAAGUUGCAGAAGCUGAGUGUGGCCACGUACCUGAUCAAAUAAAACAAGAAGAAAAGGUUCCUGGAGGGUCAUCUAAAGCUCUUGAAUUGCUCAGCUUAGUGGAACAUCUGAGAGUUGUUAAGGGCCUGCAACAAGUUGUUUUUGAACCAGGAGGAAGCUUGUGUGUGGUUAGAAGAAACAAACAAAUUCUGGAUCAGAAAGCAACUGCAUACAAGCUCAAUUUGCAAGGUUCAUUCACUCUUGAAAAACAAGAUUUGUGGUCAAAUCUUUUUAAAGGGAGAGAGAAUGGUAUGAUAAAAACUAUUUGCAGAGAGAAUGAAGGAGAGUCAGGAGGUAACACGUCCUUUAUCAGGUUCAUAACUGACCAGAACAAGCUGAGAAGAGAUAAACAGGAACUGGUGGUGGUUAAAGAGAAGCCAGAACUGGAGGAUGAGUAUGGGGACCAAACCACACGACCACCUGACCAGAAGGAUGUUAAACUGAGAGUACAUGGUCUCAUGUUCAUGACCAGGACGUGGAUAGGAUCAUCCUGGAGAGAAGCAUUCAACUGCAAACUCAACAAAGUGGAGAAAUCAUCUGCCUUAGAAGCCACAUGCAGUGAGGAAAGUUCCAAGAUGUUGCUGAGACAUGAAGAAGGACUGCAGAGCUUUGUGUUUCAUCCUGGAGAGACUAGAGAGGUGAUGAUAUAUCUCAUGGCCAGGUCAGGAACUUUGGAGUUAAAUUAUCAAGGUUCUGUCAUCCUACAGAGCUUGGAUUUGAGGACAAAUCCUUUUAAAGGAGGAGGGGAUGGUGUGAUCCUGAUCAGGAUUGGAAUCAAUGGAUUGAAGCCAAUGUAUGGGUCAGCUAUACCACUGAUCAUGGUGCAGUUUAAUGGACAGUAUCAUACUCUUAUUGGCAUGAUCUAUGAGGUUCUGGAUAGAGAGAAGAGAAGAACUGUUGGUACUGCCUUGAAACAGCUUGAACAAAGAGGAUUCAACCAACUGAGCUUAACAGGAGCUAUGGAGACCAUUCACCUCGUCCAAAUUGUAUGGAGAACAAGGAAAACAUGUCAGGAAGUUUCUGGAUUGGGUUAUAUUUGGAUCUAGGCGAAAUAAGGCUUUUUCGGUCCAAAAAGAGAGUUGCAGCCAGAAUCUUGAUCCACUUGCUUUCUAGCUGGCCUAACAGGACGUGGAGGAUCUAAAGUUCAUUAGGAGACACUCCAAAUCAAGUUCAAGUCGUGGCCCAUCAUAAACCAAAGAAGAACCAGCUUGUUGGUUUGAUUUAAUUGCAAUGUAAUGGGUUUAGUUUAUUGGGCUUUCAUUUAAUUUAAACCAAAGACAAUUAGGAAUUAGGAUAAACCAGAUUUGGGUAGAUUAGUAUUUAAAAUAAAUCGAUUUCGAAUUGGAUUAGGAGAUUAAACCAUCUUGGUUUAAAUUUAGGGUUUUCAGUUUUAUUCUUUUAACAUAUGUAGCCACGUUUUGGCAUGGAAAUCAAUCAAUCGUCAUUUUUCUCAACUUCUUUGUUUUGAGUUUUCUCUCAAUUCUGCUGGUGUGUAAUAUCCAGCUUGGGUUCUCUGAUUUGGUGUGUCAUAUCCAGAUCAGAAGCCUUGGAGUAUCAGGAGGCGAGCCAUCUCUCUUGUGUCCCACAUCAAUCCACAAACCUUGAUACAGAUCGAGUCUUUGAUUCUCUGUUUGCAAGGAUUAUCUCUGUGAUCCAUCCUAGACACUAAGCAGGGUGAUCCUGUGUCUGUGGAGCAGAAAAAAACAUCUUUAUAGCAUCCCAUAGCUCUAAGGAGAAGACCAUAUCCAUCACCUUUCAUCCACCCACGCCCCCUUCAAGUGAUCCAGGGAGAGACAGCCAUUCCAGGGCUGCACCAAGUGGUAUCAGAGCCUCUUGAGGGUUAGGGUUUGAAGUUUUAACAAGGGAGCACGAAAUCUAUCAGUUAACAAACUGUAUUCUAUGUCUGGAUAUGAAGAAGAGCUUACAAUUCCAUUCUUCUAUGGGAAGAUUGAUACAGAGGCAUACCUUGAUUGGGAAAAGAAGAUGGAGUUUCUCUUUGGACUCCUAUACUACACUGAAAAGAAAAAGGUAUGUCUAGCAGUCAAUGGACUCUGUGGAAGUGCAUUCUCAUGGUGGCAGAGAGUUUCUCAGAAUAGGAGAUUUGAAAAAAAACCACAAAUUAUUUCAUGGGUGGAGAUGAAGACCUUGAUGAAGAAGAGGUUUGUCUCGCAGUGGACACUUCCAAAACUAAAACCAGAAGCAGCAACAAAGCUUACUACUUUAGAUCAGCCUGCCUAUUGGUUUGAAUUGCCAUUAAAACCGGCUGAGAGAAGAUCUGUGGUUCCUGUUCUAUCAUUGAAACAAGAGGAGGAAAAGCUGCAAGCUUCUAUAUUAGCUUCUCCAAUAAAACAGAUUGAGGAGAGUCAUAAAACUGAACCAGAACCAACAACUCUUUGUUUAAAACUAGAGGAGGAGGCAGAAGUUGCAGAAGCUGAGUGUGGCAACGUGCCUGAUCAAAUAAAACAAGAA
Molecule: messenger RNA, 2849 nt
Organism: Brassica rapa (field mustard)
Lineage: Eukaryota; Viridiplantae; Streptophyta; Magnoliopsida; Brassicales; Brassicaceae
Source: RefSeq, a predicted model, not a curated record